This is a messenger RNA of Xyrichtys novacula (pearly razorfish), 18428 nucleotides long. The record is from the annotation of a GenBank genome assembly. NCBI's taxonomy places the organism in Eukaryota, Metazoa, Chordata, Actinopteri, Labriformes, Labridae.
AGAUUGGUUCGCCGUUGGUUUCCUGCUGCAGUCAGAAGAGCGGCGUCAAGACAGACUGGGAAGCCUGAACACCACCUCAAACACCAUCUUCACUGUACAAUGAAACUGCUGGUAUUAUCUCCCUCUCUCGAUAUCCGCUUCGUCACGGUUAUACUGCUGGUAAGCUUUUGAAUUUCGGCUGUCUAUUUUUAUUUGUAGCGACAAGACCGUGCUAGUGUUAGCAUGCCGCUGGAUAGUUAGCCGCUAGCUAACUGCUGAGACAGGAGACGUGGCUUUUAAAGUGGCUUAGGUGUCCAUUAAGCUUCUGGAAAUGCAGAUGUAAUACAUGUUCACCGUGAGGGCAAUGUAUCUGGUAAACAUUCAAUAAUAUCCACAUCUUAUCAAGUUAUCCAACUGCAUAGUCAACUUAACCGGUAGUGUUUACCAAUGGUACCUGUAGUGAAAUAACUUGUUUUGAGUUAAUAGUAUUCCCUUGUAUUGUUAUGUGAGCGGGGCGUUACUUAGUGAACAUUAUAGUGUCUUUCUAUCACGCUUCUUUGGAAAGUAUUGUGUAGUUUGACUCCUGAUAACUUUGUUAAGUCGAGCUGCAGCGUCCAGUUAGCAUUGUGUGCUAGCAGUGAGUGCAGCCACACAGCCGUGUAUGCGGUCACGGUGAGUGGAAUGUGGCUUCAGCGAAUAUAUUGGUCUGUUUAGUGUGAUUACUUUCACGGGCUGUUAUAAUACAGAUGAUCAAAUUAAAGGUUGGGUUGUCUGGUGGUGUCCCUGGAUUGUGCUCGUUGGUUGGUGAAUUCCUCUGUUGUGGCUCAUUCUCAUUGGCUGAAAACCCGGAACUAGACUCAGCGGAGCGGCUCUGCUGGUAUAAGAACUCGGGCCUGUAAUAAAAACUUUUGACUUCACCCCCCACACUUCCAAUAAGUGCCCUGAGGUUGUUGUGAUGUGUCUCUCGUUGGUUGUACUGUCUGUCUUGUUCAAUAAAAAAAAUAAUAAUAAAAUAAGUGCCCUGAGGACUAGUGUCGUAAAAGGCACGACGAAGGUAUUCUACGUCAAAAUGAUUAACUUAUGAUUCGUUCAACAGAAAUAUCCAGAUAACUUUCCUAAAAGUCACCAAAACUCUAUACAUUUACCAGUCACAGCUUCUUAAACAGGGUUUCUGCUGGGUCUUUAAAAGUCCGAAAACAUUUAAAAUCUAGAAAUUAAAAUUUAAGGCCUUUAAAUGUCUCAAAUUUGAAAGGUCUUAAAAACGUAUGGAUGUUACUUACAAAUAAAGAUUGAUUUGAAGUUAGUUUAAUAUGCUCCGAUUUCCCUUCAUGUCUUUUGUACUUUUUGCCUGUAUGAAUGUAAAAUGGACAUUAAAUUGUAUUUAUUGUGGUCUUUUAAAUGUCUUAAUUUGGACUUGUUGAAACCAUAGACUGUAUAAAGAAUGGACAGUCUGCCUCCUCGCUGGGUGAAGCCACUUCGAGAACAGCACCCUCUGUUGAUGGGCUGCAGUAUAGGUCAUAAAUCCCGCCUCCUCCAGCAAAGCUUAUGGGGCUGUGGACCAACUUUAGUAAUUUAUUACACAGAACAUAAAUUUUUCUCCCCCCUGCUUGUGAUGUUGACAUGUAGUUAUUGUAAGACUGGUUUGUGCUCAAGUCCUCUUUUUUCUGUGAAGCCCCGUUUUUAAAAGUUAUUAGGGGGUUCAUGUUUUCUAUGAUUGACACUUGAUACAGCCUAUGGGCGUACAGGGAUUGCGUAGCUCUCCCGGGGGAUACGCUGUUUGAGCCGACCGUCAUCACAGCAACUCACGGCUGCGCGGCCGAAUGCGCACAUCGCUCCUGCGCAGCUCUGGUUUCAGGAAAUGAAGAAAAAUCCUGGAAAUACCAAGAGCUAUUUGGCUUCAAAUCCGUAUACAGGCGGUAGGCGGAACCAAGUUGUCCAUAGUAUAUACAGUCUAUGGUUGAAACCUGCAGAUUAGGGCCCGAUCAAUUUAUCGGCGAGCCAAUUAAAUCUGCCAAUUUUAGCCCGUUUGAGAAUAAUCGGUAAUCAGCCAAAACUCACUGAUAUUUUCAGAAAUAAAAUGCGGACAACAAGAUUCGGUUUCACUUCAAAAAUGUUCCACCAUUUAAUAUGCAAGUAAUAUGCAAGCUAAAGUUAGAGUUAGCCACCUGCUUUUAGCCUUGCUACACUGUUAGCCGUGCCAGUAACGGUAGAAUAAACAACAGUACACAUUACGUGAUCGAGCUACUUCUCUUACUGAGGCAGCUGAAUGUCUGCAGAUGAGACCGGACCGGAAAUGAGAGUAACGUGAGUUAAGACGCGGAGGCAUUAAUCGGCGCGCGCGGGGGAUUUAAAAAAUCGGCUGAUUAAUCGGUAACCAGAUUUUUUUUUCCCCCCUUAUAAUCGGCAUCGGCCCCAAAAAAUCCAUAUGGUCAGGCCCUACUGCAGAUACCCUGUUAAAGUCAGAUCCAGACAUGAUAGCCAAUGUGAGCCUUAGACAGGUAUUUUACUUUAAUAAGACUAUUUUAAGAAUCCAGGCCAAACUUGUGAUGUUAUGCAAAGAGCCUCAUUCAUGAAACACUUAUCUGCUGUAUACUUUGUUGCUUAUUUUUUUAUCCCUAACUUUCUGGAUCAGAUUUGGGGUCCAAAUUUGUGAAUCAGGUCAAGCCUUUCAAAGCUAUCAGAAGGACAAUAAAAGCUUUAUAAUGGGCGUAGCACCGUUUCUUUUAAUAACACCAAACUAAGGGUUGGGCAGUGGCACUGACUGAUGGUGCACAAAAGUUCAGUUCCAUAUUUGGGUUACCCAAGCCUCAGUACCACAUGAGGUAGCGUAAGCUCUCACCAUUACACUGUUCAACACUGAAGUUGAAAUUUUCUUACAACCCUUUAUUUAUAACUUGUGUGUUUAACUUGCUGGAAGAAUUGCACGGUGUCUCCUGUUUGAAUAAGAUCUUGAGUAAACACACAUCACAGCAGAUGGAUUGGAUGAGUGUUCAGGCACCGUUUUAAAGCAGUUCACUGUCAUGGGACUACUUACUACAGUGCCUACGCCAAACAAGGGCAGUAGACGUCAUUGAGACGUGUUAAAUGUGGGGCUACAUUGGCAGUAGAGAUGUUUUUGUGUCGCAGAAUAAAUAUAUUGAAGAAGUCUUGUCUAGUUUUGACAUCAACAUUGUAUAUCAGGCCCAUGAAAUACAAUUAUGGUUCAUUUAAGGACUCUGUCUAAGGUGCAACUUGAAAUUGCUUUGGUAUCUUCAUCUUUUAUCUUUGGUAUUUAUUACUACAUCAACCACAACUCCAGCCAAUGACUUGAGCAUGUAAGUGGUCACAGACAAUGUCGUAAAAAAGGAGGGUACUGAUGAAAAUCUGUACAGCAUGGUGUGCACAACCACAUGAUUUGAAUGUAGGAGUCUGAAAGAAUAUAUGCAAAUAUGGCACAUGCAAAACAGUAUAGUAGAGCAAACAUCAGGCAUAACUGUAACUUGCUUUCUAUUAUUUGUUUGAGAGCUGAAUAAACCCAAGAUGGGUCCUAAAGGUGCACCAAGACAGAGUAGAGGUAACAUUGUUUGCUGUACAAUAUAUUUAGCCCAGUGCCAGGAACAGCUCACUGGUGAAAUAGCCAGAAGCAGAUCCACUGGGUACAUUUCAUUUUCAGUUUCACAUGUACACAUGGUUGGUCACAGGAGUUGCAGAAAAUUGCUGGUUCAAAGAGACACAGAGGGUGCUCAACUGCUUAACCACUUCCUGUUGCAAAAUAAUAAUAGAACAAUAAUUUCAUGCUAUAUGUCCUAAAAAUACCCUUAAGUGAUCCAGUAACUCCCCUCAUCGUGGCGGUAACUGAAGAAUCUUUGCUCCCCUCCCACAGAAGGUUGCCUGAACCAGCACUUGUGUGUUUAUAUGUUGCUCAGCAGUCUCUUUCCUGUGUGUUUGCAGGCGAUGGGCCUCUCUACUCCAGGAAAAACGGAAAUCACCAGUCUGGACUCAAACAACAUUGAUGAGAUCCUAAGUAAGGCAUCACUCUUCAAAAGUAUCUUAAAGCUGUACUUGGAGCUUUUAAGGAACACAAUCAUUUUCCUGCUGGGAGUUGAAAGAAAUGAACUUUGCCACUCUUGAAUCUGUCCUUUAAAAACAAAGCUACAGCCUAUGACUGCAUGGCAAAGUUUUCCCUGGAGACAUCCAGCACAUACAAAUUUUUGUUUUUUGUUUUUCUUUCUCAUCUUUUUUAUGGUACUGACAUAAAUAUUUUACAAGCUGUCCAUAAUAACACUUCAAUUCAGGUCUUUCAUUUCCACUUUUUCACGAUCCAACCCCCAAAUCCCCAAAAAGUUGGACUACUGUGUCAAAUGUCGGUAAAAUUGAAGAAAUUAAUAAUUAUUCAAAAUUAUUAAUGUUGAUCAUAUAUUAAAGAGGGGGAAGUCUAAAAACUAAAUCAUGGUUUAGAAAAAGUUGGGUUACUGGCAUGUUCCUCACUGUGUGGUAUCGGCUGUUUUUUAACAACACUCCGGCUUCUGUGGUUUUUAAAGUGAAAUGUUUCUGCAUUCUUUCCUAAUAUAGGAUUUCAGCUGCUUAACAGUUUGGUGUCUCCUUUGUCCAAAUUUAAGCACCAAAUGUCUUUAAUAUACUCAUAAACUGGCAGCCCGCUUGAUCAUCUGAUGGUUGACAUCGUCUUACUGGAUUACCCAAGGUCUUUCCUGAAAAAGGCAUUGUGGGAAAGGCAGUAAACGAUGUUCCAAACCGAAGAAUUUCAGUUUUAACAGUUGACAGUUUUGCACUAUUUGAGGUUAAUUUUAUGGUUUCAAUGAUUUGCAAACCAGAAAAUCCUGUUUUUGACAUUUUUUACAGCUUUAUUGGACUUGGUGUUUUAUGGACUUUAUUGGACAUAUUUUACAUCGUGUACCUCUACAAAGGAUAUUUGGAGUAGUGCACAUCAUGUAACAGUCAUCAUGUAACAGCACCUUUCUAUCAGCGAGAGGUGGUGAAACAACAAAUAAAUUUAAAACCAAUUUUGAUCGAUAGAAUUUAACAUAGCAGUAGUUUAAGGUUUCAAUUAGUUUUCUGAAUAAUAUUCUCAAAACUGUUGCGGGUCUAACCUGAAAGUUCAUUGCUUGCCUUUCACCAUAUAAACACUCAGUAACAUUUCAUAAAUCAGUGGUCUAAUUUGUGUGUGUAUGACCACGGGUGCAAUAGGUUACAAAAUGUGUCAUUAAAGUGUCCUAUAAAAGCCUUCCUAUUUAGUUUUUUUCUAUAGUGAAUUAGGAGCUUCAACACUGAUAAGUCCAAUUAAUUAAUGCCGGUGGCAGAACAUACAUUUCUGAAAAUAUUCAGUUUUGCAAGAGGCUUAUGUUUAUUCCCUGUUUGUGUGUGUUUCCUUGCAGAUAACGCUGGGGUGGCUUUAGUGAAUUUUUACGCUGACUGGUAAGUCUGAAAUUUCUCAAAGAUUUUGCUCAUCAAGUUGUUGCUGUGUAUGAAUGCGACUUGACUUUGAUUUUUUUUUUUCUGGGCCUGAGUCAUUCUGUUUAUUUAUUUUAAUAGGAUUUAUUUCUAAUUAAAAGCCAAAAAAUAAAACUGUUAGAGUCAGAAAUCCUUGAAGAGCGUUCACAGUUGCAGACAUUCGGUUUGUGCUUUGUUGAUAAAAUCAAUUUGAUGCUUUUGAAAAUUCUGGAGUUUAUUUUGAUCUCACACUCUUUCACCCCGACCCCCGUACAGGUGUAGGUUCAGUCAAAUGCUCCAUCCAAUUUUUGAGGAGGCAUCUAAUGUAGUGAGGGAGGAGUUUCCUGACACCAAACAGGUGGUGUUUGCCCGUGUCGACUGCGACCAACACUGUGAGUGACAAUCACCCAUUUAUUUGUCUUCGGUGUUCUCAAACAUUGAAAUCACCAUCAUUUAUCAGUCAAGUUUUUUUUCUUGUUUACUCUGCAAUUAAAAGAAAAUACUGAGAGAGGUCAUACAGGUCACCAGAGAUACACCUUUGAUUAUUUCAUCAACAAGAAAUUGUCUUUUCUGUCUUUUUUUAUUUAAAAAAAGUGAAACAAAUGAAGGAAGUAAGUUGGUAAUUUGGGAAAUUAAGAGAAAAAUGUUUGCUGGUUGAUAAUUUAGUCAUUGAUGAGUCUUUUGUUGUAGCCUAGAAUAUGGGGCAUAUGUGGUUUAUGGUAACUCUACAUUUUGCGAUGCUCUAACAGCAACAUUCUACAUACUAAACGGAGGAAACACACGCUUGGACUCCCUCUCUAUAUUUGAUGCACAUAUGUACACAUAGAUGCCCAGCACACCAAAGCUCUGACACAUAAACGGCCAGCCUCAGCCUUUUGAGAUAAAGCAAAUUAAAGAGAAUUAUUGAUGACCUGCAAACUGUUUGAAGACUAAUGACAAAACUGCUGCCUCCUGUGAAGAUGGGAGGCUUAGAGACAUCCCGCAGGGAGAUUGACACCUGCCACAUGCACACACUCACACACUCAUUCACUGUGUGCACAGAGAAUAUUUACUCUUGGUGGGGGGCAGCUUUCAUGUGGGAGAUCAGAGCUCAGAGCUGACUAAAGGCAGUGUUUUCAGAGUGAGGUCCAACCGCCUGUCUCUGUCACUGCUCCGAUACUCAGCCCCCCUGUCCCCAUGUGUUUUCACUCCACUUCUUUCUCUUCAUCAAUUGAUUCGUCCUUCUUUACUUAACUUUUUCUCUGUGCAGCCGACAUAGCCCAGAGGUAUCGCAUCACCAAGUAUCCAACGCUGAAGUUGUUCCGCAAUGGGAUGAUGAUGAAGAGGGAAUACAGGGGUCAGAGGUCAGUGGUGGCCAUCGCAGACUUCAUUCGCCAGCAGCAGGUCGACCCUGUCAAAGAGAUACAGUCGUUGGAGGAGGUUCAGACUGUAGAUGUGAGUCGCAGAAACACGUCUUAUCCAUUGUACAGCGUGAUUAUGUCACUGUUGAAUAACACAGCAUCAUUUCUUUUCCUUCCCUUGGUUUCCCUCUUAACAGAGAAGCAAGAGAAACAUCAUAGCUUUCUUCGAAACAAAAGACUCUGAAAACUUCCACACAUAUGAAAAAGUUGCCAACAUCCUCCGCGAUGACUGCACAUUCCAUGCUGCUUUUGGGUGAGACAUGGCACACAAGAAACAUCAUGUGGAUAUGCAGCCUUUAUUUAUCCAUGAGAGUUAGCAUGUUUUGUCAUUUUGAUGGCUUAUAUUUAGAUGAAAGAAGUACAAAGGCAACAUCAAGAGUUGAAGCAAAAAGCAAUGUCAUGCUACUACAGAGCCAUGCGGUUGUAAUGUGUGCAGAAUGUGGUUUAGCGUUGUCUGACUGUAUUAUGCAAGCGCUUUUCUGAAAAAAAGGUACUGCAAGUAUAUGUUCCUCCAAAUUCUGUGUACAAUGUUAAGCAUCAAUGUUGCUAAGCUAUCCAUUCCAUUGGAACUUAAAGGGAUAUUCCGGCAUAAAAUGAAUUUAGGGUCAAACACACCGUAACACCGAGUUAGACACCCCUUCGAGAGAUGAAUGUUGCUGAUGGCUUUCUUCUCUAGUUAUACCAACUUUAGUAACGACCGCAUGAUAGUAAUACACAGCAGACUCAGGAGCAAUACACAAACUUCAACCAAAACGUCACAGAUAAAACUCAGAACAGCACCUAACUGCAUUAACAGUACAUAUAGGGUCCCAGCCACAGCACUAGUCACCACACGUCUUCUUAGCUUUCUCUGAUUUCUUUAGCAAAGAGACUAAACACAACUCACCUACUCUCCUCCAGCAGCUGCUUGUUUGUAGCGAGACCUCAGGCCAGUCCAUUACGGACUGCUGCGGGGUGACACAGCUCAAGGAAGAACAUUUAUUAAACAUUAAAGAACAAUAAAUUUAACAUUUAGUAUCACAUAAGCUGUUACGCUCUCACCUGUUUAGAGUGGAGGGUGCAGCAUCCAUGAUACCUGAAAUGGCUGGACUAUUUUCUCACCCAGUUUCUCAUAGAAUGGUGCCCUGUUUAAUAUUAAUAACUGGUUAAAAUGAUUUCCAAACCUCCUCUAUGUUUUUCAAGUGACAUUUGACACAGCGUCCCAAAUGUUCUGGGAUUGGGGAUGUAUUUUCCCUUACCAUUCAAAAGAGGCUGAUAUUUAUAUGAAACUUUAAAUUCACUCUCUCAGUGCUGUUUCUGAGCCGGAGCGCUUCAGUGGAGACAACGUCAUCUACAAGCCCAUAGGGGAGAACUCCCCGGACAUGAUCUACCUCGGCUCGCUCACAAACUUUGACCUGACCUACGCCUGGGCGCAGGACAAGUGUGUGCCUCUGGUCAGAGAGAUCACCUUUGAAAAUGGAGAGGUUUGUUUCCUGCUCUCUUUCCCUUUCCAAAUUGUUAUCAAAGCUAUUAUUCUUGAUAUUAGAUAUAUGAACCUGUACAUGUAGCUGCAGGGUGCUAAUAGAUGUGAACCUGUAAGAUUAUUAAGUUCUGACUCCUCAUGUCAUUGACUGUGUGUGUGUGUGUUUUCCAGGAGCUGACUGAAGAGGGAAUCCCGUUCCUCAUCUUGUUCCAUGUUAAAGAAGACACAGACAGCCUUGAGCAGUUUCAGCAUGAAGUGGCUCGCCAGCUCAUCAGUGAGAAAGGUGUGUACAUCUGUUUGUGGGUCAUUCGUGAAAGUAAAUUUGAGCCGUUUGUGAGCUCAACAUCAACAUAUAGCCGAUGUGUUAUUAACAGCUUGUCCGCUCUGCAGGGUCUAUCAACUUCCUGCACGCAGACUGCGAUAAGUUCCGCCAUCCUCUGCUACACAUUCAAAAAACUCCUGCUGACUGUCCCGUCAUCGCUAUAGACUCAUUCAGACAUAUGUAUGUCUUCCCCGAAUUCAGAGACCUUUCGUAAGUAAAACCUUUCACUCUUUUUUGUUGAAUGUUUCAAUAGAAUUGAGUACUCUGAAAUUAGAAGAGCAGUAUUAUUGAUGUGGGAGGAUCGAUCAAAAUUUUGAGAGAUUAGUGAAGCAGCAGAUAGUUGUAGUACAGAAAAAGAAAUGGCCAAAAUAAACGAAAACUUCACAAAUGUUGCUGUUAUUAACAAAUGAAUCACCCAAAUGUCAAAUCAGUCUGAUAAAUGCUUUUAAGCAAUUAUUACCUGAUACUGACGUGUCUCUGAAAUUGUUCAUUGUGCCUUUGUAUUAAGUCAAUUUCAUUACAUACGCAACACACACCAUAACCCCCCAUAACCCACUGUGCACUGAACACCAGGGAAAUGUCACACCUCCCAAAAUCUGUCCUUAUGAAUGGGCCAGGACACCGGAGCUAAUGUGACAUGAUUUGGCACGUGCAAUAAGUGCUAAACUAAUCCAGUCUAAUCUAAUUUAAUCUCAUUUAUUCUGCCCCUCCACCACCCUGACUCCCCCAGUCCCCAAUCAGAGUCUGAUCAGAUAGACAGAAGCCCCGAGGACUGACCAGCCCUCCUCAGCCUAAUUACAUCACAUCACCACUGCAUGUGGCACACAGCUUGUAAUUACAUCAGUGCAGUGUACGUUUUAUACAUAUACGUAUGAGUGCGUGUGUUUGCUACUCUGACAAAUGGGGUUAGCUGUGACUGGGGACCAGCUCCGCCUGCGCCGCCCCCCUGACUUGUUGUUAAUGAGCACACUUCACAGGACAGUGCUGAUGUGGAAUAAUGCCGCCUCAGGACACAUCCACGGGCACUUGUGUUUUUCAAGUUCUCCAAGCAUUGUAUCAACUCCGACCUGAUCUGCAGCUCGAGCAGGUCUGUCUUAUGGCUGAACUUUGAGUGCAGGAAUGCCUGAUUCGAACAAACUGUUAAUGUGGCUCAUAUAAGAACCGCUAUUACAAAGACUGCCUUUGAAGUGGCAACUGAUUUAAGAGAACUGAGAGCUGCAGUCGCCGGUUUUUUGGUACUUCUUUUUUGCAUGAAAUUCAUUUCUAGGCUACUGAUACAAAACAGGAACAAACAGACUCAAUUAAAAAGGGGAAAUUCCCUCAAAACAAACAAAGCUGUGCUAUGUUUAUAGACCCGCUUGUUGGACCCUCUUGCGCUGUUAAAUGAGGUGUCUUUUCUAAAACGCAGAUUUCCAACUGCAGGAUAAAACGCCCUGCUGGGUGACUCUCUGGUAACAUUUUUGUGAAUGUGACUCGGCCUCUUAUGACUCAGGAAGGCUGUUGUGGUGAAGCGUUUUAGGGGUCUAGUUUUGUAAAUAUUAAUGUACACCUGCUGAUGAAUCAGGAGCACUGUUACCCCGCUGACUCCCAUCACUUUGGACCAAGUUUGUGCAGUUUAGAGUUUAUUAAAUCAGAUCUCUUCGCAUGAAACGUCCUUAAAGAAUAACAGAUGUAUCAAAAAAAACGAAUCAUAAUAAGUCUCUUUUUUUCUCUCCAGUAUCCCUGGCAAGCUGAGGCAGUUUGUGUUAGACCUUCACUCCGGAAAGCUCCACAGAGAGUUUCACCAUGGUCCUGACCCCACAGACAGCACGCCUGGACAGGUAAGACAGGUUCAGCCGCAAGACCGAAAGUUUGUCGCGUCAUGUGAAACUUGUCUGUUCGGUUCAAGCAUGAAUAUUCCCCUCAGGAGGAGACAGUAGGAGAAGUGGCCAGCAGCCCUCCAGAGAGCUCCUUCCAGAAGCUGGCGCCCAGCGAGACCCGCUACACCAUCCUCACACGGGACCGUGACGAGCUGUGACCCCUUUCGGCCCUCCAGUGAACCUGUGACUCAUUGCCACGCCCCGGGGUCAGGGAAGGGGGUUAGGGUUGGAACAGGCCAGCGGGACAAAACAGCAACACCCACCACCCUUACUGAAGAGAAAGAGAUAUAGAAAUGGAGAAUGAAGAAAAGAAGGAGAAGGAAACGGAGAAGCAGUCCACUACACAACCAUGUUGGAAAAAUCUAUAUUUUCAUAACUCUUUCACUUACAAUUUUUAUUUUGGAUCAAAAGGAAACGGAGUCAAGGAGACAACAUGUGCGGGCAGGGGUUAGAGGCAUUAAGAGUAGUGUUUUUACAUUUAUUUUUUUGGAGCUUGUAAAUAUGUUUGUGCUUCAUGGGAGUCUCAUUGUCAGUCUAAAUUAAAUACAGAGUUUUCUUUAUUUUAUUUCUUUUUUUUCCAUCACCUGGCUUUUUGUAGAAGAAGAAGAAGAACCCAGAACAGUUCCUUCACUCCAGUAGUUUCUUAUUUGUGGGUAGUCCAGCCCGUCUGAUAGAGGAUCAUUUUUUUUAGUCCCACUGACCUCAUGACUGCAUCUCAAUAUGACCAACUCUAGUCUAAAUCAUUUGUAUAGCACAAGUAAUAACGGUAUGCUUGUCUGAAGUAGCUUUACCUCCUGUCCUCUCCACACACUCUGAAGGAAUAGAAAAAAUAUUUUUAAAUAGUAACUGGGAUGACAUGAUUUCGAACAUGAGACAGAAGUGAAGGAGACAGAGCUACUCCACCCUAUAGAGAUGCACCCUCUCCUCCCCUGGUACUAAAUGGUUAUAGAUGAGAUGUCUCUCCCUGUGCUGAUACAAAGUAUUGCCCCCUUUGGACCAUUUUAUGUGUUACUGUUUCACAACACUAAAUCACAGACGAUACUAUUUUGAUUUCCUUCUCAAAGAUGAACAAAAAAUCUCAAUGUGCUUUUACGUAAUAGCACCAUAAUUCCUGUAGGUUUUAGAGGCACCAUGCCGUUUGGAGGCUUCUGAGCUACAUGCACUGAACAGCUAGUGACAGUUCAAGGUUAGAUUUAUCAGAUAAAACACAAAAAUGUAUGAAAAUAAAUCCAUAUAGGUUCAUUUUACCCUGAGAUGACUGCAAAAAUUAGGCCAAAUCUUCAAAUCAAUGGCUUAAAUAAAUUUCCAUGUAAAGGCCUGUUAUCAGUAAGCUUAGUGUUCAGACUUAAGGCAAAUUUUUGAAUUAGUCAGAACUUCACGAGCUUGUAACUUUAGCACAUACUCUUUAAAGGAAUUAGUGUUGUGAUGUGAAAAGUUGUUACAGGCCUAUCAAAGUAGCCUCUUGGCUGUAGCUGCUACCAAAGGUGCCUCUAUUGAGUAUUUUAGGAUGUUUAUACAGUUAAGAAUUGUUCAUUAGUGUUAAAAAAAACAACAUUCUUUUAAAUCUCAUGUCCCGUAAAGAUGUUGGCCUCACAUGCGAGUUAUCUCCACUACUGUAAAACAGUAAAACAUUCAAAGUCAAAGCGGGGUGAAUACCUUUUUAAAGGCACAUUUGCCAUGACACAUCUGAGUUGUUGUCCCAGGAAUCAAAGAGAGAGGAAUUAUGUUUUGAACUAAUGUAUUUAAACAUGGUCAUGAAGUUAAGAAUACCUGUUGUUUUUGCUGUUUACCUCUUGAUAAAUGUGUCACCAUGGUCAGAGGAUUUCAUUCUUUCCAGUGUUUAAAGAAGCCGAAAGACAAGAGGGGAGAAACCCACGUGAUGAAUGCUGGAAACCUAAAAGUCUGCCACUUUAUACAGGUUUUGUUAAAACUGGUGUUGUCUCUUAAUAUGUCUGAGAUUAGGUACUUGUCUGAAUCUCUGAGAUCCACUGGACACAGAGGAAUCUUAAGAGGAAGCCAAAUCAGGAGUGUGGGGGACCCAUUGCAUAGUUUGUACUGUGCAUCCUACCCUUCCAUAGAGGCCGACAGACGCCUGCAUAGUGACAUAUCAGCCCACAUACAGGACAGCAAAAGAAGGGGGGUGCGCGAUGCCAUUUCUAAAACAGUCAUCUCAGAGUGGAGGAAGAGUACAAAAACAAAAAAGUAAAUUAAAAACCAUUUUACAGGAUGUUGUGCUGCCUGUUGUUUGUUUGUUAUGUUUUGUGUUUUCUGUUUCAUUUAUGAAACCAGUGACAAAGGUUGGAAAAAAAACACAUUUAUUCACAACAAGGUAGUCGACACAUGGCUCAUUUACACACGUGGCUUUUUGAAAAGUGGCACUUUGGUGCAGUUUUUGUUUUUGUGCAGUAAUUGCUCUCAUACUUGGCAAAAACAAGUCAAAGCACAAACCGUAUAAAUUAUUGAAAUGUAUAAGCAGAACCUUUUUAUUUACAUUAUUCAGUUCUGUUAUACGCUACUCACAUUUGAAUAUUAGUUUCAGCAGGAAAGCACUAACCGGACUCUUAGCAGUGAUAACGGCAGAAGGGUGGAGCUUGUUAAAACUGAUUAUACUUUGUGAAUUUGUGCUCAAGAUACUUUUUUAAAUAAAAACUGCCCAUAGCCAUUUCAAACUAAGAGCUGUAGUGUUAAUAACUGCAAGACUGUUCAUAAGAUAGAGUCACUAGUGUGCAUAAAAUAGCUUUGUUUUUAAAAGCACAAUCACAUCUAAUGGAGCUUGUGACUCCUGAAUAAGGCUGUUAUUUUGUGUUUAUUUCACAAAACAUCUGAUAAGGAUUGUCUGUAAGGCUUGUGAACAGGAGGUCGACUCUGUGCUUCUGAAUACUCAGUUGGCAGUGGUUUUUCAGCCCUGGAGGUCAGAGGACUGACCGCAGCUUCUGGGUCAUUUGUCUUUGCUUGACUCUGGAUUCUCAGGUGAUUCAGGUGGAGGUGCUGUCAGUUGUUUCAUCUGUAGUUCCACCCUGGCUUUGCGGUGUUUCUGUACUAGGUUUCCUCCUGCAAACCCCAAGGCGCCCCCUCCCAAAGCAGCAGCCACCCCUGCAGCUUUGAACCCAGCCAGCAGGCCAAGAGGACCUCCUAACACGCCGCCCAGCAGCGCCCCGGCAACCGGCAACACUGCCAACUUGUAGCCCACCGCCUGGAGAGACAGGAAGAAGAGAUAUGUUCUAAUUUAACACCCACAUACACACACCUUUGGAAGGCAUUAGUCGAGGCUUUAAGAGAAUCUGUGAGAGAGUUUGGACGCCUCUAUCCUUUCAUGAUCACAAAUCGACUCGGGGAAGGGCGAAAGAGAGAAAAAAAAAAAGACACAAACAAGCCAGUAAAUGAAAAUCAGCCCCUUCCAUUGCUGCAUCAAAGCUUUUUCAUUAUCUGUAUUUAGGAGAAAUCAGAGAGAUGUGGCCUGUGUGUUAUUACGGCUAUCAUCAGAGUGGAAGGUGCUUUUUGCUGAUGACAAUUAAUGAUAUAUACACACACACACGCUUGCACAGGGACACACAUUUGAUUAACACUUCACCAUUAAAUUAAUCUAGUUCAAAAGCUAGCGUUGCUUGUCCCAACCCCUGUGGCAGUCAAGGGAAUUUUAAUUUCAUCUGAGAGGAGUUAAAAGGAGUCUGGGUGCAGGUUGUAGAGGAUGGAGGAAAUGAGUGCGCGUGUGUGUGUGUUUGUGUGUGUGUAAUGCAGUUUGACCUGAUGACAGAUUACAAGCUUUCAAACAAGUUAAAACAUCUGACACCCCUCUCAUCUGCUUUAUUUCCGCGUGCAUCCCCACCACCCUUCCCCUACCCAGACGGAGCAGUCAACCUUUGUUGUGUCGCGGUUUGGGUAAAUUCAAUUUCAUUUAACAGUUUUGUUUAUUUUUUCUUUUCUAAAUGAGUUGAUUUUAUUUAAAAAAUGUUAAGACUUCUAUUUAAAACUUUGAAGAGUCAGUCAGUGAGGUUACACUGCAAAAAGAAACUGUGUGUGUGUGUGUGUCUGCUCACAAAGACAGUCUUGGUUUGAUCUCAACAUGUUCCAAAAUCUUAGGAGGUGAAUCCUGAUCAAAAUAAACGCCAGCUCUUCAGUAGAUGACAAACCAAACGUACCCCAACAACAGAUUCUCUUUCAACAGACUUUUCUGUCAGCGCUUCUGUUUACACUCGAGCCACAUUUUAAUAAAGAAAUAAUCUACGUGACACACGUCCUUAAACUGUGCGGAUUAUCCAGACUGACAUACACGCAUUUUUCAAUCAGCAAAAAGUCUUUAUUCCGAUGCUUUUGAGCACCACAAAAUGAAUUUAGUUCGCCUUAUUAAUCAUUAAGUGGUGGCAGAAAUCCCAUUUGCUGGGACAAAUCCUCAUCUGCAUGGCUCAGUAUUAGACAUGUCUGAAAGAAUGUUUUUCUUUUUGACUUAAAUGAACAGACAGCCUCAGAUAAUUGUUGAAAAAGCCCUGAAGAAAUGAGUUUUUCGUUUCUAGGUUAUCUUCUGUCCUGUGUGAGCUAUGAAAAGGUUCACUUCAGCACACAAAAAAUCACAACUGUGUCAUCGCCAUCGCCUCUGAGAGAGAGUGUCAUUACAGUGGAAAGGCUUCACACCUCCAUUAUGUGCCUAAAAGUGUAAGAUCAAAAAAAAAAGGGUUCUUCAUCUGAUGAGCGCCGUUUAUCUUCCACUUUAAACAAAAAAAAAAACGCAGGUAAAGUGAGUAAAAUCUUGUAUUUUUUGAAAACUUUGCACUUGUGUGUGUUUGUGUAGUUGACGUAGGAGCACAGGUGAUUCAUACCAAGUAUUAGGGACAAAAAGUUCAACACUCCAAGUGCGUAAUAUGUGUGAAGGGCGCUGAGUUGUCCGUCUGAGUUACACUUGGUGUGUGAGAGUGUAUUGAAUUGAUAAUGGAAGUCCGGAUGCUGCUCUUGAAAAACUAUUAAACAGUCAUUCAAACCGCUUCUUAAUAGAACACACACAGGGACACACACACUUACACACUCUCACUUGUCACCUCUCUAUCACUCUUCCUCCCCUCCUCUCCUCUCUCUAUUUCCUUAAUUGCAUCUUUCCUCCGUAUUCGUGUGGAUCAAUAGGGACAAACGCUGUGGAAUGGCUGGGAGGCAAAGUGCCAUCGAUCUCCCCAUCUCCCAAACACUACCACACACACACACGCACACACAAGAUCAUCAUGGCACACACAGACAUACACACACACACACAUAUAUACACACCUUCCCCAGGCUCUUGGUCCCCUCCUCCACGUUGGCAGCGGCUGUGUUGACGUUGUCCUCUAUGCUGUCAAUCUUCUCCUGCUGGGACUGAUGCACAGAGGUUACACACACAAUAACACACACACGAGCCAGCACAUUCACCUCAGUUUACACACAUGCAAUACACACACACACACAUAUGACAGAGCAGCCACCUGUCAUACAGUACGUUUCUAUGUGUCUAAAUUCUGCUCCAUGGCACACGUUAACACAGGAAGUGUGUGUGUGUGUGUGUGUGUGUGAGUGUGUGUGUGUGUGAGUGAGUGUGUGUGUGGCAUUGUGUAAAUCUCAUGAAAUAUUUAGAGAGGCAGCUGUCUCUCUCCAUGUGAGAGCUGGAUGGACACAGUGGCCAAACAACAAGCAGGGCACUGUUCCCUUCCUACUCUUCCUCAUCUCUCCUAUGUGACUCCUCUCCCUCUGUUCAUCUCCUCAAUCUGAGCUCAAAAGUUAAACAAUUGACAAACAUUAUAGAUCACAUUUCUUGCAGAAGUCUUUUGUGUUUAAGUUUUGGACAGAUCUGUCUAGGACCGUAGCAUGACAGCCACACUGUUUCAGACACAUUUGGUGGAUUACAUUGUAAGAAAGUAGAAAAAAAGGCGCAUUAUAAUUUUCUACAACCAAAAAUUGGAAUUUGACUGUUUGGAUUUUAUUCUUCCAACUGUCCCAGUUUCAUAGAUUUAUAAUGUACAAUUCAAUGACAAAAAUGAGGAAAGACUUUUUGAGUAUUAGAGAUGCUAAAACGAUCGAAUUUAUCAGCUCUUGCAGCCAUAGAAAUAAAAAAAGUAUAAAGUUCCCCAAAAACAGUCACAAAGAAUUUUUCAAAAUGAUGGUUUUUAAAAGGAAAAAUAAAAAGCCUUUUUUAAUUUAUGAAUUUGUGCAUCUUACCAAAAAAGUUCUUUCUUCACUUAAGUAAGAACACUUGAGUUCGGAGAAAAAUGGUAUUAGUUGUUUUAGUGGUUCAACUGCAUGCCCUCUGCACAUAGUUGAGUACAAAGGUCAUAGGUUAAAAGGUCAUAGGUUCAACUCCUGGACUUGACCUCUUGUAGCAUACAUUCCCCGACUCUCCUCUCCCCUCAUUCCCUGUCUCUUUCCAGCUGGCCAGUCUAAUAAAGGCAAAAAUAGCCCCCUAAGUAAUGUGAUCCACUCAUUUUGCCUUCGAUUCUCAUUUUUUCUAUAAAACUAAAACAGCCAAAAUCUGGAGAAAUUAAGUAAAUUUUAAUUUAAUGUUUUUUUUCCUUGUGUCUACUCAAACUUGAGUCUGUAACUUCAGAUAUAACAUGUAUAAUAACACUCUGCCAACCCGUGCACAUGUCUACUGUUCAUUACGCUGCUCUUCUUAUACUUGUUGUAGUUUUCUGUUUUCUGUUUUCUACACUGUUCCUUCCUAAUUACGCUCAUAGUACUAAGACAUGAUAAGAUAGAAAACCUUCAGAUGAAAACACUGACAUCGGAGCAGACACAAACAUGACGCAUGUACAGAAAAAGACACGACCACACACUCCCUCGGUGUUUCCACUGUGGCUGAGCGCUGGAAUAUUUCUCCCCUAACGGUGUUUUUCACCCUCGAGACGACGAAACAACAUGUCAAUGCUCUUUCUAACCAUGCUUUCAUGGCUACUACAUCUUCACUCACUCUUUCUUUUCUCUGUUACUCUCUCCUUGCUCCUCUCUCUCCAUCCCUCAGGACAGAGUGAUAAUCUACACCGUCUGUUCUCCACCUGCUCCUGCGAUGUGUUCCUGGUUCCUUGCCUCUCCACCCUGUGGACAAUCUUCCACCCUCCCCCUAAAUCCUUCCUCUCAUCCUUGUGUCCUCCUCAAUCUCUCCCUCUUGCCUUAGUGAGGGCCCCAGCAGCACUGAGCUGAUCUGCGUAACCUCCUCUCACAGCAGCUUCACCAGGCAACACGAGCACACAUGGUCAAAUGCACACACACACCACUUCCUGGAAAUGUUAUAUAGAUGAAGAGUCCCUGUUACAUUGUUCUUGGCUCACUGGGGUAGCUGUGCACACAUGUAUGAGAGGGAAAUGGAUAUAGUGUAGAAAUGUAAAUGUAGCAGCUAGGCAGCUCACAGAGGAGUCAAGAGUGAACACUCACAUGGACAAGCAGAGAGAACUCGGUCACUAAACCACUCAGCUCCUUCAGAUCCUACAAGAGAAAAAAUUACCUUGUUAUUACAUCAUACCGAUCACAUUCAUUCUCAUUUUCAUUUAUGCAUUUUGAAUGGCCUUGUGUAACAGUAGCGCGGCAUGAAGUCAGGAUUUCAGCAGAAACAAAAGAGGUCAGCUGCAUUACAUCAUCUUACACUUGCUAUAAAUCAUGUGUACAAUCAUGGAAACAUAAAUCACAGAUCAAAGAUUGAAACUAAUUUGAUUUGGUGUGUGAAUAUCACAUUAUAUAGGGAUCAAUUAAAUUGAUCAAACUUUAAAAAAGCACACUUUGACUGUAUCGCAUUUUGCUUCUUUAGCCUCAGGUCCUGGUUGUCCAUUCUGGCUAGAAUAAGACCAUUAUUGAUAAAUUAGUGACCAGCUCUUUCCAUCAAUAUCUGAUUUUUGGUCUGCAGCAAAACUUUCCACACAUUCCGCAAAAACAAAACAAGAAAUAUGCUGUUUGUUUACAUUAUCCAGUGCUGUGGUCUCCAUAUGAAAGUAUUAAAAAUAUGCACACUGGCUGUAUCCCAUAUCUGUAGUGUA